UUGGAGCAGAGCGUCAAUAGUUACAUAGCAGGAAUAUAUAACAGCGGCUGUGAAUGACGUAUUCGCAGCACAGACGUACUCGCAGACAGUCGAAAUGUUGGGAACAUCGAUUUCCUUCCCCCACUGUUCGGAAGAAUUGCCGGCGCACUACAUGCAAGUUCAGAAGCGCCAGUCGAGUGCCGAACUUCGUUCGGUUAAUACAGCCAUGGCAACGUGUUAUCCUUCAUACGAGUUAUCAACUCCAACUUCCAGAACUGUGCAAGUGCCUGUUCAAAAGGAUUAUUCGCGACCGCUUCACGUCGAUUGCAGUGUCGAGUACGAACUACCGAAUCAGGCGAAGCCUCCGCAAGGCGUCAGAAACGAACCCUUACUAAUGAUCCACCCGUGUUACUUCCGGAAAAUCGAAAGUCAGCGUAGAAGUCCUUUUGUGAAUAAUUUACCACAAGCGACGCGACAACCGUCGGCCACCAAAAGGAGAGCCGUGCGGACGCAACAGCAACAAAUUCCUCAGCAGGCAGCGCAAUACCCGAUACAGUACGCUACGGCCGUCACCGCGGCCACCGAAAGACACCACCAGCAGCAACAGCAACAACAGCCACCCCAACAGCAGCAGCAACAACACAUACUGCAUCACCACCACCAUCAGCAGCAGCUCUGGGAACCGAUGCCUCCGUUAGUGCCAAUAUCGGCGGCCGCAGCUGUGCAACAAAGUUACUGUAAAAGAGAGGCCGCGGCGGCCGCGAUGGUUUCGGGUUGUGCGACCUACAGUUCUGGAUCUGGAGAUUCCGGACAUUGGACAGAUCCCGACAGGUCACCCGACAGACCUGAGGAUAAACAUAUACUUUCGGGUAAAUAUCGACAGUACCUUCGAGCUCAUAGACUUCAUCCUUACGUUAGCUCGGCCAUUCCGAUAGCCUCCACGUUCCCACAGAUUCAGCAAGUUUGUUAUAAUGUGUGAUCGCUGUGAUGUGAUACGGAACUCUUGUGAUAAUAGUCUAUAAUGUAACGGAAGUGCGCAGGCGUCCGGCUCCGGGCGUGGUAGUGAUCCAACAGCUGUGCAGCCAGCGACCUAUGUUUUUUUUUUCCUAUUUAAUUCCUCUGACCUUUGGUUUUUUUACGAUUCAUUACGCGAUAUGAGAAAAAGACGACUUUAACUGUAACACGUAAUUCAUUCAACUGUCUGUCUGUAGUGCGACAACGCUUAUAUUUAUAUAGGCCAAAUUUCGUAUAUAGAUAUUAAAUCGGGACGAAUGUGAAUUCUGUGCGGGUGCGAAACCGCCGUUAGUCUUUCCGACGGGAAAACGUAGUGCAUGCGAGUCUUUCUACUACGAUCGGGCACAGAUUCGUAUUCGUCGCAAAUUUCCUAUUUUGUAUCGUGUAAUUCCCAAAAGUGUCUGUGCGCAGUGCGACAAAACAUAUAUUGGUCAGACUGCAAAUAAUCAUGCUAUCAAAAUUGAAAGGUCCCAGAUUUCUUGCUGUAAGCGUGUACUCUUCGAUGAAAAAUUUUUAAAGUUCUUAGAAGUCUGUCCCAACGUCUUUCACUAGUUUUAGGUAGGAUUUCAAAUUGAGAAAGAAGGUAUUUCUUAAAGUAUUAUUUAUUGAACUGACGGGAUUUAAUUCGCUCUUCAUCAUAAUUCCAUUGUGUUUGACAUUUUUAAGUGGGUGUUUCUCUGUUUAAUUCAGCAAUUCAAACAAUAGGUUUUUGAAAAGAAAAAAGUUACCGGUUUUAGAACAAUGCACAAUGCUCUUUGUUACGUAUACUACGCGAAACGUUCUGCAUGUUUCCGGAAAAAAGACGCUUAUAUUAAGAACUCAUUACGGGCCGAUUUAGAUAUAAUUGAAAAUGCUGACUGUAAAAUGUAUGUUAUCAACGGCUUGCCGUCGGACGCGUCGGUAUCCACCAAGUUUAUUUAUAAAAGUUGUCAAUGUCCACUUAGGCUUGUUAAUGUUAAAUGUUACGCCACUAUCGGCAUCCAUAACUUUUCCCACAAAUAAUCCAAAAAUUACAAAAAAAAUCAGUCGUAGAUUGCAGGCGUUUUUCAAUUGUAUAAAGCAGACUGCUAGAUCGCAUCUUAGUUUAUAAAAUUAGUUUUGAAUUGUAUUUAAAAGUCCACCUUCCUUUCUGUUUUAUGUUACUGUUGCCAUAAUACGUGUUUGGGAAAUGUUACUUCCACUAGCAAACGCGUUUCUGUACUUUACGUUUUAGAGGAAAAAUGUGUCAAAUUUAUAGCUUAGUGAACAGUCCUAGUGAUAGUAAUAUUUCUUUCGAUAGCACAGUAUACCAAAUAAGUAUGUACAAAGUAAAACAAAAACGGUAAAAAAUUUGAGGGCCACAAAGCGUAGUCAAAUCCCGAAAAGGAACUGACAUGAACAUUUUUAAUCAACUUUUGAGACUUUAUUUUUUUAGACUGGAAUCUUAUCAAAUUGCCCUUCGUCUAGAGUAGUUUCGGGAAGCUUUUGGCUCGCAAGUUUUGUUUUCUAUGAAAUAUUUAAACGGCACCGAUAGCAUGAGAUCUGACUUAUAACUUAUACAUUCUCUAUGGCUAAAUAGCUAGACCAAAGAAUAUCUAUCAAGUGUAUAUAUUUAACAAAAAACUGAAAAAACCAAUCGGACUCGUCCGAUUCGAAAAAAAUUGUGAAUAUGUAUAAAGUAUUGCUAUAUAUAAUGUACAGCUAGUCAUAGGCAAAAUACGCUUAUAAAAUAUGAAUAAAACGUGUUAAUGUUUUUAUAGAAUCAUCAGCAGUUUCUUUUCUGCAUUCCCAAUCAAUAAAAUUGGAAUUCGAA
Messenger RNA from Photinus pyralis (common eastern firefly), 2785 nucleotides. Its product is annotated as centrosomal and chromosomal factor-like. The transcript has a single exon. Bases 95 to 958 code for a protein of 287 amino acids. Lineage: Eukaryota; Metazoa; Arthropoda; Insecta; Coleoptera; Lampyridae. The record is from RefSeq and is a predicted model, not a curated record.